AUGGCUCGUGCUGAAAGCCAGGCCCAAACGGGAUGUCAAGCUCAGAUGAGUUGCCAAGGACCACUGUGCUGUAACGUUCAGCCAGGUUUCCAGGCACAGGGUGGUUGCAUGCCCCAGGCUGGAUUCAGAGCUCUAAACUACUUUCAAGCAGGGUCUCCAGCCCAGGAGAACCAAACCCAAUCUGGAUUACCACCUCAGGCGGGAUUCACGACAUCGAGUUUCACGGCUCCGGCGGGCUCUGUAACCGGCCCACAAACUGCCCCUCCUAACUUUACUACCCGUUCUCCCGAGGCAAAGAAAGUAGAAGACCCUAGCACCACGGCGGUUCCAUGGCAAAGCAUGAAGGCUGUGAAGAAUUCGCUGAUCGAGGGUUACAUGAAGAUAACGAACGUGACGCAGAUGUCUUCAGCGGGUGGUCUCUCCAGCUGUGCCGAGAACGCGAUACGUCGAAUGCGCUUGUGCAUGUCCUGCCCCAACCUCGUUCCUGGAACUAGACUGCCAAAUUUACGCAUACAUUCCAGCCUCCGUAGAACUAGGUCCCUUAUUUGUGAACCCACUCCGAUACCUAAGGCUUCGAUGCUCUUGGCUCAGAGACAUAUUCAGGACACUAUGGCGAUUACUCGUUUCCCGCGCAAUCUAUGUGCUGUGCCUUCCUCCAUGCUCAAUUCAAGAGCAUUUAUUUCUAAGCGUGAUUAUUCAAGCAAGCCAUGUCCAUGUCCAUGCGGCUGUGGCUGCGGCUGCCUCCCCCCACCGUGCAACACGCCACCCAAGUGUAUACAGUACAUGACUGGAUAUUAUUAUUAUCCAUACGGGUUCUGGUUCUGUGGACCGUACCAUGUUAGCGGCACAUGUUGCCCCUGCGGCCCAUGUAGCCCCGGUAAGGGUGGAGUUUGCUGUGCAUGCAAGUGUUGUGCCUGUUUCCCUGGGGUAUGUGGGGUAGUAACACCACAAGCUAACCCACGAUCUUUUUCAAGUAACCCUUUUGCAAACCCACAAACUUUCCCGCAAGUAAUAGAUCAGCAGACCCUAAGUGGUGUUUCGUCUCCCGCCAAUAGGUCACAAUCACCAUUUUAUUACCCUUCUAUGCAGUUUAAACCUUUAUCGGCAACUACGUCACAGCCACAGCCUGCCAUCAAGAGCGCCACGACAAGUGACAUAGGAACAAGUGCUCACGUACAGACUAAUUCGAACUCCAACAAAGCGUCUCCACGUAAAUCAGUCAUAUCAAAAUUGUUUCCUUUCAAGUCCCAAUCGGAACCUCAGACGCCUAAAAAACCUACAUGUCUGAUUUGCCCUUACAGUACUCGGUCCGGAGAGAAAAUCGAAUCCGAAUUUUCUUCAUACGACACUUAUAGUCCGCCUAUUUCUUUAGCUAAACCAGAUCUGAGACCGGUUGAUCCGUUUCCAAUGUAUCCCAAGAAGCAUAUUUCUGGUUCUUACUCCAGGUCUUUUAACAAACCUCCUAUGGACAGAAGCAAUGCAAAACAAAAGGCCACAAACAAAUUCUCUGGCGAAGUAUGCCCGCCCUCAGACAAGCCUUAA
Molecule: messenger RNA, 1542 nt
Organism: Arctia plantaginis
Lineage: Eukaryota; Metazoa; Arthropoda; Insecta; Lepidoptera; Erebidae
Source: the annotation of a GenBank genome assembly